AAAGCAUCAAUGACGUUUAGUGUACACGAGCCGACAACUCAACAGUUUUCUCCGCUGAACGCGCCCGCCGCCCAGUGACACAAGUCAGUUCCUUAGGAUAUCAUGGCUUAUUCGGAGAUUGCGUGGCUAAUCGUUUUACGAGUUGCAUCGGUGUUUUAUACAUAGUACUUAUUAAGUAGCUGUGAUAACGUGCUCGUAAGUAACACACGCAUUGUCGGCUACGUUCUCCGAUUGUCCGACGAUUUCAUCUGAAACCUUUCGAAAGUGAAAUUAUGGCCGCGUCGUUGGGAAACUCGCAGUAAUUCGCAUCAAUAAUGGUAGCUGCCGGAGCCACAAUUUUGAUGGCAGCUAGUGAGGAGAAUACGUCCAAUGAGACAGAAAGUGGUACAACACAUUCGGUAAAUCAAGCCUCUUGUUCACACUAUGGUAUACAACGUUGUGGUAAAAAAAAUAUUGAGUCAUCAGCUAAAGGAGAUCUAGCAACAUGUUCCACAAAUAUCACAGAAAAGAAGCAUUGUAAUCUUACAAUAGAAAAGAAUGGUAAAAUAGUAUCCAAAGUAGAGCCUAAAGAGUGCUCUAAAACUUUGACAGUUCAUAAGACUGCUCAGAUUCGUGAGACCAGAACUUCUAGAUUACGAGCUGCUUCCAUAGUAUUACCCAGUGGUUCAACAUUAGUAUCGAAAAAAAUACCUGGUUCAGAAACUGCUGGCUCUUCGAGGUACAAUUCAUCAGUUAAGGAAGAAACUUCUACAUCCUUAAACGGUGGUGUCGGCAUGAAUCCUGUCAAGGAGAGAGAUAAGAGUUACAAACGCAAGUCUUAUUUAAACAGGUCACGUCACACGGAGGCAGCGCCUGUCGAUCGUUUAAGUGAAACCGACUCUAACGAGACGCGCUCCGUCGCGAGAAGGCAAUCCGUCAGACGAAGUCAAGUGUCGCCCGAUAUUGCAUCGAGUCUCUCAGACUCCUGCGGCAAUCGCCAAGUUGCGAGUCCACGUAGAAAACACAACGAUUCGAAAGUAACUCAGUACGGUGCCGCGAAGAAUCCUUCGAAAACUUGCUCAUCCUCCGCGAGCACCAAGCGUUCGAUUGCACAUCAAUUCAGCAACAGUAUAAGCGAUUCGGAGGUAUCGCGCCGAGUUGAUGCAUUGACGGCGCUGACGCGUAUCACGAUGGAACGCGUGGAGAGACUCGCGUCUGCAACAGCGGCGGCGGCGAGCUCCGCAAACAAUUCAAGCGAAAAGACGUCGCCCAGAAAGUGCAUCGCCUCAAGGCACGCGCCAAUCUCGAUUCUCAAGCACAAAACAACCGAUGGUGAAGGAUGCGAGCGUCAAGCAUCGACCAGUGGCUCUCCUCAUGCGCCGUCGCCGGUGACAUUCUCACCGUCCGUGACGGAGCCGGUUUCCCGUAAAAGGCAUGGUAUCCUGAAGAAACGCAGCAGCCUGGACGAGAGCGAGAUACUGCGCCGUCGUAGCUGCUCCCCAGAUGUCUCUUUCGUCGACAGCACCUAUUCAGAGUUUCGACCGAUCUUGAAGAAUCAAAGACGAUCUUCUCUGGACGAAAUUGUCAAGAGAGACCAGAGCCCCGAUCAGCAACCGACGUCCAUAUUGAAACGCAAGUCGUCGAGAGAAGACGAUCGGGAGGUGCAUCGAUCGUUAUUAGCUUCCCCGGAACCGCAGAGCAUUCUGAAACGAAAGCUCGCGAAUAACGUGCGCGCUAACAAUGUCAACCAUCAUGUGACUAUCGUUUCUGAGGUCGUGAACGCGACCACGAGCGGCUGCGCGAGCGCGUGUCUGAUUUCCGAUGGUGCCGAGGGAUCGGAAGUGCGACCGAUACUGAAGAAGAAAUAUGGCAGGGAGGAACUCGCCGGCAACGAUGUUUCGUCUCUCGAACCGAGGCCGAUACUGAAAAAGAAGUCUAGCACGGAGUCGGACGAGCACGAGCACGAUAGGCCGAAGAAGACGAUCCUAAAGUCCUCGCGGAAGAAUUCAUACGAGGAAGGUAGUUACGAAGUGGAGUCGACUUCGCCUAGGAAGUUGUCCGCGCUGAAGAACCGAGCGGUCGAGAUUGAAAAUGUGCGGCCUAUAUUGAAGCAGUCCGGCGGCAGCGGCGGUGGCGGCGGUAGCAACAAUCGACAUCACGACGACAUCACGCGCGAUCCGAACACGGCGGACUUGUUCUUGCGGAAAAGAGCGCAAUCGGUAGGCCACGCGCGAACCGCCAAUAGCGAUGACUGCGCAGAGUCGAUUCGCGUACUAGCCAAACGGAGGUCCCUCGAGUCCAGCUCGUCAAGUGAUAUAUGCGCGCCAACGACCAGUCGUCAUUGCUCUGCGACUGAUCGAUCCAGCAACGUCUCGUACACGACAAAUAGCUCGAUCGUCAUUAAAGAGACUAAGCUAUCGUGCGAAGAAGCUGGUAAAGCAAAGCAAUUCAACGCAAAUGACAUGGAGGAGAAGAGUAAGACGGACUCACACAUACAUUUUGCCAUGAUCGACGUUGAGAAUGCGAACGAUCACGAGGCAAUGCAGCAGUUUCUCACAAGGAACACUGACGAAAACGAUGCUGCGGCGAGGAUCAACGAAGAGGAGGAUCAACGAAGAGAAGGAGAACCAUUGCGAGACGCACAAGGCAGUCGCGAGGACCACUCCGCUGUUCGUUGUAGCAACAGCGUGUCCAAAAUGACGCAGCACUUCAGGACCCUGCAGGAAAAGGUCAAGAGUACCGCGAUGGAAAACAGUUUGCAGCGGAUAACGCUGCAGCGACCGUCGCAUGGUGUGCAACGCUACCGCGAGCGCAAGGUGCAGAACAGCGAGCGGUUCAACACGCAGCCGGUGACUUUCGAAGAAGUGCGCGAAGCGGUUUUGCAGAAUCAACGUAACGCCGCGGCGUUUAGCAUCGAAGGCUCCGAGCCUAACGACGAGCCCGAGCCGUCCAAGUUGAGCCUGGCCGAACGUGUGCGGCUCUUCGACCAAAAGACCUCGACGAUGACCACCACGAGAAACGACACGGCGUCUCUGGAGAGGCUUCCACAGAGGAGACGGCCGUCCACACGUUACAAAACGCAGCCGGUCACGUCCGAAGAGAUGGAAGUGGCGUCCCGCGUUUCGCCUUUAAACGCGAAAUAUCAAUCACAAACAUCGAAGACCGAAGGAUAUUCGGAAGAGUGUCAGAGACCGGUUCACUCGCCGCUGCUCGCAACCGUGUCUCAUUACGAUCUGCCGAAAAGUAUUCUCAAGACCACCGGUCAAACGCAUAAUCUAUCGCGUGCCAAGAGUCCGGAAUUGCGAGGUAUGAAAUUAAUCAAGUCGGUGCUCAAGAGAGAAAGCGAAGAGUCGAUGGAGCAACAGACGACGAUGACAACGUCGACGCCGACGUCGACAUCGACAUUGCCGAGUUUCGCCGAAGCGUAUCCACGUUCUAUUCUAAAGAGCAAUCUUCAUUCGAGGCCUGUGCUUCAGAGCGUCGGUGCUGACGCGGUGACAUCAAGAAGCGAAGGAGAUGUGCGCUUGGUCGAGAGGCAAACUCCUAGCGGUGACAUCGCGAAAUACUGCAACAAAUCGGAGAGUUCCAUCGCGUCAGCCGGUAUCACGCAACGCAACCUGCAUCGUUCUUGCGAAGACGCGCGAAUAAUUACGUCGUCGGACGAUGUUGUCGACGAGUGCAGGAGCGAGAUCCUCUCGCGCCGCUCGUCGGAAAGAUACAGUCGCGAAUGGCACGACGAUUCGUCCGUGAACAAAAUCGGUCGAGUGUCAUACGACGGUGGCAGCAAUGACUACGACGAUAACGACGACGACGACGACGACGACGACGACGACGACGAUGACGACAACGACAACAAUGAGGAAAAUGACAACAAUGAAAAGGAUGCGGACGAGGAGGAAGAAGAUGACGAAGUUGAGCUGGAGCAGGACGAGGACGAGGACGACGACGAUCGUGCGUCGUCGUCCUCCGGCGGUCAUGAGAUACGCAACAUCAUCGUAAGCGAAGAGAAACAUAGCAGUAGUGUCGCGCGGUAUUCCAACCCGGUAGCCAAGAGCGUCAGUCAGCAUGCCCUUGAUGACGAGAAGUGGAAGCAACGGCGUGGCUACCCGUUACCGGGGCUGUGUCGUAGCGCCACACAAGUGAUAGCGUCGAUAGAGACAAGCGAGACGCCGAGUGUCAGCAUUGCCGAUCGGUUGGCCGCGCUACAUCACAGCGGCAGCACAAAUUGGAGGCGACGGAUUGGAGUAGUCGACAGUAAUGUCGACGAGACACGCUGCGGUGACUUGCUCGGCUCUGAAGAGAGCCCGGCGAUCAAGUCGGGCGUGCUAGCCGACUGCAUCGGCAAGUUGGAGUCCGCUGCGGAGGGCUGGAGGAGGAGGAUCGUCGCGCCGGACGCGGUCAAUUUUACCGUUGCCGGCAAAAUGGGAGCGUCGGCGCGACCGAACGACACCGGCUCGCCGCUCUUCACUGAACUCGCGGCGAAUAUUGUUAACCAGAAGAAGAAAGCGCCGCGUCCGCAGCGAUUCAAGUCGAGAAAGGAUAAAGGAUAUGUAAACGGCGCGGUCUCAACACCCACUAGUCCAUGCAAAGAUUUGCCCUGUGCUAUACGUAUGAGCUUCUCUGAGCCCGUUAGUGACGACAGUGGUGAAGAAUGUAGAACGGAGCAUGUCAUGUCGCCGACUGUUUCAGUACCUAAAACUGACGACGAAACGUUCACCUCUUUCUUUAGCGGUGUAUCGCUGGAAAAGUGCGAGACCGAGUGUCUUGAUUUACAUGAAACCGACUUCGAUAUAAUUGCACCGCAGUCCGAAUUAUUAGCACAAAAGCGGAACAUACGAAUGCAACGUCGCCGGAUCACCUCGAGAAACCCUCUCAGAGCUCUCGCGGCACGCACCGAUUUAAGAUCGGAAUACACCGAGUUCCGCACGAAUAUAGCCGCGAGAACAAUCAAGAGUAUAAACGUAGAAAAACUCGCUAAAAGUUCGUCUUUCGCUGUCGAAGCUCUCGCCGGUUUGGCUUCCACCGAAGAUUUUAGCGCAGUGACUCUGAGAAAUGUGACGGAAACGAGCGUGUCGACGAACAAACUGCAGCCGUACAAAGAUUUAAUGUUGAUAUUGGUCAAAGGAAGACGGCACGUUCAAGCCAGGCUGAUCGAGCCUGUCGCUGAAUGUAUCAAUAGUGGUGACAAUUAUAUACUGGUGACGAGAUCAGAGGUUUUCAACUAUAUAGGAAGAUAUAGCAAUAUCAUUGAAAGAACUCACGCAGCCGAGAUUGUAUCGUGUAUCCUACAGCAGAAGGAUCUGGGCUGUCAGGCGGAACAAGUUAUCACUAUACACGAGGAUAAACCAACGUGCACGAGGAGUCAGGUGCAAAAGUUUUGGAGUUAUCUUGGUGUACUCAACAGUGAAAAGCUGAAUGUCAUCGAAGCUGGUCAUCCUGACGAAGAUGAGUUGUACGAAUCCGCUAUUAUCGACACAAAUAUGGUGUACGAAUUGAAGGAUAAGCAGUUAGUGCCUCACGAUAAGUUUUGGGGUGCACUUCCGAAGAUAGAGAUGCUCGACCAAAACAAGAUCCUAGUGUUCGACUUCGGCACUGAGAUGUACAUCUGGAGCGGCAAGGGUGUCUCGACGGACAAGAAGAGGCUUGCCACGCAACUCGCCGCAGAAAUGUGGAAGGAUGGAUACGAUUACAGCGAGUGUACCGUUUGUCCUAUCAAUGCGGCUCGUAUGCUCGGCAGUCGGGGCGAUGAUUCAUGCGCAAAUUGUCUUAUCAAAUCUGCCAAAAGCAGGCCGGAAUGGUGCCUGCUCGCCAAAUUGACACAACACGUCGAAACGAUACUCUUUCGGGAGAAGUUCCUCGAUUGGCCUAAUAGCACCAGUGUGAUUAAAGCGCGCGGUAGGAAGGACGACGUGCGGCAAAUCGACGGUGCCGCGACCAUACAACUGGACGACAGCGACGAGAUGUGGCUGCCGAACGUCACCCCAGUUGAUUUCGUACUGGAGGGCUGUCAUCUGGGUAGAGGUACUGGUUGCUACGAUAGCGAGUUGAAGAAAGAAUAUAUCGUCACUACGACCAGCGUAAUGAUGUGGCAUAUCGAUGAAUUCUCGCAUACGCUCUUAAAUGGCUCAUCCAUCGGUCAAUUCUAUUCUAGUGAUAGCUAUAUCGUCCAAUGGACGUACUCCGUCACGAUAACCGGCAGAGAACUCAGUGGCCUGCCGUCUAAACAUUCGGCAAAAGGUCGCGACAGGUCGGUGUAUUUCAUCUGGCAAGGACGAAACGCGUCUUUGAACGAACAAGGUGCCGCGGCACUGCUGACGGUCGAAUUGGACAGCGAUCGAGGCCCCCAGAUUCGUGUUGUCCAAGGUCAUGAGCCAGCCGCGUUUUUAAACUUAUUUUCCGGAAGGAUGAUAGUACACAGCGGUAAAAGGUCCGAGAAAAGGAGCGAGAAACGAUGGAGAUUGUACAUUUGUCGAGGUACUUUGAAAUCUGAGAUAUUUUUAAACGAAAUUCCAUGCAGCACUCGACAAUUGAGAAGUAGAGGUUCCUUCGUGUUGUUGGACACCAAAAAUGCGAAAGCAUACGUUUGGCACGGAAAUAACUCGUUGCGUCAUAUUAGAGAGAAUGCAUUAAGUGCUGCGAACAAGUUGAAAGAGAGUCGACCUGAAGAAACUGGGUUAUCGAGGGAAAUUAAUGUACAGAUAUGUGAAGUUCAAGAGGGUUUGGAGCCAGAAGAAUUUAGAAAUGCGUUAGGAGGUAUAAAUAAGAAACUGUAUUGGUCACCGGAGACGACUCAAACACAGGAGCAUACACUAAGGCUUUAUCACUUAUCAAGCAUCUUUAAAACGUUUCGUGCAACGGAAAUACUUUGCCCGCAUCGCACGGACCUUGCGACACCAUUUCCUUUCUCGCAGGAUGAUCUGUAUCAAGCGAGCCAACCAGCCUUAUUUUUAUUGGAUGACAAGGAUGUAAUUUGGAUCUGGCAAGGAUGGUGGCCUGAUAGCGGUACGGAAGAUCAGUCCGGCAGUAAGACUGUCCGAUGGCAGGCUGAAAGAAGGGCGGCAAUGACGACAGCUAUACGCUACUGGCGGAAUACUCGAAGCGCACAAACGACAAAUCUUCCUAUAUAUCUAAUUUGGGCCGGACUCGAACCGUUGCAAUUUAUAAAUCUCUUUCCCGAAUGGACGUAUCGGGACGACGUUGCUGAGUUGAAUAUAGAAGAUGGUCGAAAUCCGGGAGAAGUAUUAACUGUAGAAAAUGAAUUGGCUCGUCUGACACAAAGCACAUAUCCUCCUGCUCAGUUGUUGCAGAGGCCUUUGCCCGACGGAGUCGAUCCAACGCGCUUGGAAUUGUACUUAUCGCAACAACACUUUCAAGAGCUACUGGGGAUGAGCAAAGAUGAAUUUCAGCAACUUCCAGUCUGGAAACAAGUAAAUCUUAAAAAAGAAAUUGGAUUGUUCUGAUGGAUUGUUUUGGCUGCCAACAUUGCGAUUAAUAGCUGCCCUUGUAAAUUCAAGUUUACGUGUUAAUUGUUUCACGAUGUUUUGUGGGUUAAAGUCUCAAACUUCUAUAUAAGCGCAUUUUUGUCGAAACUUAUAAUGUCGUAUAACAGAAAAUGAAAUAUUUCAAAAACCAGCGAAUAAUGUCAUCGACGAUAUAUUGUAAUAAUAAACAGAUGAUUGAUUAAGAAGAAACAA
Molecule: messenger RNA, 7673 nt
Organism: Harpegnathos saltator (Jerdon's jumping ant)
Lineage: Eukaryota; Metazoa; Arthropoda; Insecta; Hymenoptera; Formicidae
Gene: Svil
Product: Supervillin
Exons: 25
Coding region: 315-7439 (2374 amino acids)
Biological process (GO): actin filament severing; actin polymerization or depolymerization; cytoskeleton organization
Cellular component (GO): actin cytoskeleton; cytoplasm
Molecular function (GO): phosphatidylinositol-4,5-bisphosphate binding; actin filament binding
Source: RefSeq, a predicted model, not a curated record